GUGGCGCGCAGUCUCUGGCGAGCGAGCGCGGCGACGGGCUUCCCUCGACGCUGACACAGGGUCGAGCGCCGUGGUGGGCCAGGCGAUCAAUCGGGGCAGCGACGGGGACUGAGCAUCGGCGCUCGAGCAGCAGGCGAGCCGGCGCUGCGCAGCCAUGCGGUUGGGCGCAGGGGCGGCCGCGGGGCCGCUGCUGCUGGCGGGGCUGCUGGCUAGCUGGCCGCGGUCGAGCGCGCCCACGGCGGAGAUCCGGGCGCAGAGCUGCGUGGACGGCUUCGUGGUCCACCGCGACAAGAUCAUCCGCACCACCGACUCGCUGAGGCUCGGCGCCGAGUACCUGUCCAACUACGAGGUCGGCUCCAAGCUCGAGUGCGCUAAGUGGUGCUGCGACACCGAGCGCUGCGACGUCUUCGUCUACGAGGAGAGGAGCCUAGGCAACUGCUACCUGUUCCGCUGUGGUCCGCCGCACGAUUUCAAGUGCAAGUUCACCGGCCACGCCAACUACAGUAGCGCGGUGCUGGCCGCCUACAGCCCGCCGCCGGCGCCCGACGCCAUCGACGAGCUCAACUCGCUGAGGCGAUCGGAGCUCGCCACCUCGACCGGCAGCAGCGGCGCGACCACGGCCGCGAGCGCGGGCACCAGCAGCACCGGCCCGCCGCCCGUGAGCGCCGAACCGGCCAAAGCGAGCUGCAGCCGUAACCAGUUUGAGUGCCGCUCCAGCGGCGACUGCAUCGCCAUUUACAACGCGUGCGACGGCAUCCCCCAGUGCGCCGACGGGUCGGACGAGGCGCUCGAGCUGGGCUGCCCGCAAGAGCGCAGCAGUCCGCCGCUGCUGCUGCCGCCGCCGGUCCAGCGCCAGCCGUACCAGCACCAGACGCAGCCACUCGGACUGGUGCCCGACCUGGUCGGCUACCAGCGGAUGAUGCAACAGCAUCAGCAGUACCCCGUGCAUCUGUACCCGGCCGGAGACCUCGCGCCGGCGUCCGACACGCAGCCCGCCGACGCCGGCUGGACCAGCUACCAGACGCGGGGCCGCGAGCUCCCUGCCGCUCCGCCGCCAGCGCAACAACAGCAGGAGCAGCAGCAGCGGCAGCGGCAGCCACAGCAGCAGCAGCAGCAGCAGCCGCAACCCUCGGACGAGUUGGGUGGCCAGGGUGGCGCAGUGGUCCCGGCGCAACAGCAGCACCAGCAGCACCAGCAGCAGCAGCAGCAGCAGCCGCGGCCGCUUCCGCCCGUCGACUACGGCCAGUGGCAGGCGCCGCCGGCCGCGCCCGGCCACUGGCCCGCUUCGCUGGACGAACGACAGCCCGCCGCGAGCCCCGCCGAGGCCUACCUGGCGCACGCCUACGUGCCCGAGUCCGGUGCGCUCGCUGAGCAGCAGGUGCCUCGUAUCCUGAACGACAAGCCGAGCGGCGUGCGCCCGGACGAGCUCGAGCGGCCCGGCGGCCCCUACGGCCAGGAGCUGAGCCGCGGCUACGCGCCCUACUACCCCGCUGUGCUCCGCCAGCCGGAGUCCGUCUGGCGGGAGUCCGGCGGCGGCGGCGGCGGCGGCGGCGACGACGACGAGCCGGGACCGCAGCGCCAGCCGAGCCCCGUCGCCACGGCCCCGCCGGGGCCGCAGCGCGCGCCUUACCAGUGGCCGUCGACCACCUCCAGCACCGCCCAGCCCUGCGACUCGGCGGAGAGCAAGCAGCCGGGAUCGCGCGCUCGCGCCCCGGCCGCCGGCAGACCGAGCAGGCCGGACGGCGAGCGCACCGCCGAGCACCAGGUUGCGCCCAACGGAGCAGGCGAGCCGGCGGGCCCGAGUCGGACGGGCCACGAGUUGGAGCUGAAGACGCUGGCGCAGGCGCACCUGCAGGAGCACAAGGGCGUCGCGAUGGCGGAGCACCUGGGCCGCGCGGGCCGCGUGAGCCCGCGGAUCGAGGAGCUGCAGGCGACGCGGCCCAAGGGCGCGGUGAUCUCGCUCGCCCUGGGCCUCGGCGUCACCGCCGUCAUGGCCGUGCUCAUCGCCUGCCGGCUGCGCGUCGUCAAGCGCCGCGGCCGCAGACGCUCCCACGACUCCUACGCCCACGACACCGACUACCUGGUCAACGGCAUGUACCUCUGAGGCCGCGCCACCGCCGCCGUCGUUUCCCCCUCCUCGCUCGCCUCGACGGAAAGGCCGGGACGUCGCUCGAUUACGCAGCCCGGGUUCCGAGCGACCAUCGCGGCACGACUCGUUCGCGCUCGAUCUGCCGAGUCGCGAACGUACAGCUAUCGACGCGUGUGCCGUUCUUUGAUCCGAGGUAUACGCGUUUGACCGAAGAAGGCAAACAGAGCAAAAUCGCGUUCGAUCGAUCCGAGAGUCAAGUCCCGCAGUUCUCGCUCGUGGCUCUGGUCAACGCGCGCGUUCGCCAACUGUCAUCGUUGCGCCACUUUCUUGUUGCUGGUUCGACUCGAGAGCUGCGUCCCUCAAGGAAAACGGCGGCAGUCAUCGUUAAAAGACGAAGAGCAGGAGGUGUUUGUACUUCGGGAACCCGUAGAUGUGAAUAUAAUGACUGUUUUCAAAGCAUUGACGAACGAUCGAUUACAAUAAAGAUGUUAUU
Phymastichus coffea is the source of this 2582-nucleotide messenger RNA. RefSeq lists its product as uncharacterized. Gene Ontology annotation, molecular function: protein binding. NCBI's taxonomy places the organism in Eukaryota, Metazoa, Arthropoda, Insecta, Hymenoptera, Eulophidae. The record is from RefSeq and is a predicted model, not a curated record. The coding region runs from base 155 to 2104 and encodes 649 amino acids. The transcript has 6 exons.